Molecule: messenger RNA, 1855 nt
Organism: Drosophila innubila
Lineage: Eukaryota; Metazoa; Arthropoda; Insecta; Diptera; Drosophilidae
Product: kinesin-associated protein 3-like
Biological process (GO): microtubule-based movement; cilium organization
Cellular component (GO): ciliary transition zone; kinesin II complex; axoneme
Molecular function (GO): kinesin binding
Source: RefSeq, a predicted model, not a curated record
AUGGAACCGCCACGUCGACCCAUACCAGAGUUGAAACAGCGCCCCAAAUUGGGCAAUUGGAGCAGCUCUCACGGAACCAUGUCUUCAUCAUUAAUUAAAAGUCAAAUACUCAACAGCAGUUAUAAUGAGGCACUCUCUGAAGGAGCCAAUUACAAUGCCCAUUCAAAUGGACUGGAUUCCCCAUAUCUAGUUGAUUAAAAAGCACACAGACUAGAUCACAGCGAUCCUAAAGACAAAAAGGAGGAAAUUGAUCGACUUAACAAACAGCUUAAAAUGUUUGCCAAGAAACAGGAACAAUUGAUACGCGUUGCAUUCUAUUUACUGUUUAACAUGGCUAAGAAUGUUACUGAAAGAAAAAUGCGUCGAAAAAAUAUUGUUAAGAUACUCAUGCUUGCUAGCACAUUUCUCAAGAAAUUAUCUAUUGUGGGCGACAACAAAGAUGCGAUGUGUGCCUUAAACAUUGUCUAGAAAUUACCUCGCCUUUUUCAAAAUGCCCAUACGGAUCUGGUGCAGGUCACACUCAGAGUUGUCUUUAAUCUGUCAUUUGAUGGUGCGCUGCGUCGCAAUAUGAUUGCAGCUGGAUAUUUGUCUAUGCUGGUAAAAUUUAUCAACGAUGAAAAACAUCACGCCUUUGCCGUAAAAAUACUUUACCAUAUGAGCCUUGAUGACAAAGUUAAGUCAAUGUUUACUCAUACGGAGUGUGUGCAAAUGGCGACUGAUGCUAUAAUUCUGAAUCUUAACGUAAAGGUUGAUCCGGAUCUUAUGGUGCUGUGCAUAAAUCUGUCCCUAAAUCGGCGCAACGCUCAUAUUAUGGUUAAAGGUCAGCGAUUGCACAGAAUGGACCGUGCCUUUAAUUAUCAAGAUGCUUUAUUGAUGAAAUUGUUGCGCAAUAUAUCUCAGCACGAGUCCUUGCAGCUGCAGUUUAUUGACUAUGUGGGGGAUCUUGCUCGGAUUCUGACUAUCUGUGACGAUGAAGCUUUUAUUGUAGAGUGCUUGGGGAUACUCGGAAAUCUUGCGCUUACCGACAUUGAUUACUCGCAAAUACUUAAAAAUUUUCAGCUUUUACCGUGGAUUCGUCAGUUGUUAGUGCCUUGUGCACGUUUGGACGAUCUAGUACUCGACACUAUUGUCUAUCUGGGUACUUGCGCUUGUGAUGAACUUUGUGCGCUGCUUUUCUGUCGUGCUAAGGUCGUUCUUUCAUUAAUUGAGCUACUAAAAGCUAAGCAGGAAAAUGAUGAGAUUGUGCUACAAAUCAUUUACGUGUUUCAGCAAAUACUUCGACACGAGAGUACGCGUGAAUACAUGGUCAAGGAAACUGAAUCACCGGCUUAUCUCAUCGAUCUUAUGCAUGACAAAAACGAGGCAAUACGCAAAGUUUGCGAUUAUUGCCUGGACAUCAUAGCCGUUAGUAAUUCUGAGUGGGCUAAACGUAUCAAGCUGGAAAAAUUUCGAAAUCAUAACUCGCAAUGGCUCUGCAUGGUAGAGUUGCAGCAGGAUCGUGAUAACGAGCAGGAUGAUGAUAAUGAUCUAGACACUUAUUUACGAUCAGAAUACCUGGACAAUUGCGAUCUCUACAAUAGCUCAAACAUAAACGUGCACAACAAUGACACAAAUAGCAACAAUAGUAAUAAUCCAGGCAGUCCAACUAUGUCCACUUAUAGCAGACCAGUCAGCACUCAAGAUCUUGAUGAACUGUAUAAUAUAACCUCCAGCUGUAAAUCGCAAUGCUGUAACCAGGGCGCCAAUAAUAUAUUCAUGUACAAUCAGCAGAACACAAUUGAAUUGAAGGAAGAGCUGAUAUAGACAACACAUUAAAUAAAUUACUAACUUACAACGCAAGAUCAAAAAUUUCUAU